CGCUGUAGUUUGUGCUGUUCCAUUCUCUUUUUACGCCGCCUGCCUAGCUGUUCUGCGCAUCGCUCUCUCCGCCCCCCGCGCUCUUCCCUGCUUCGGCCCCCCUCCCCGGGUUUCACUUUUCAAGAUGGCCGCCGCAUCAGCUCGGGGUGUCUCCGCGCUCCGCCGCUGCUGCCUGCUGGGGCUCCCGGUGUGAGCGUACCCUUGCAGUAUUUGUCACCUGUCUCGGGAAACCAUUGGCAACAUCCAGCUGCACAUUUCUACCAUUCUUUCAACCUGUCCACGAAUUUGGUGUUUGGAGAGGCAGAGGAUAGAGGGGCCUGUCGUAUGCUAUGUUGAGUAAGCCUCUGGGCAGUGCCAGCCUCCUUUCCUCCCUCCAGGACCAGGGCUAAACCUCUAUGGAUAUACAGUCACAAUGGUAAAACUGGCAAACCCCUUGUACACGCAAUGGAUCCUGGAGGCCAUCAGGAAGGUGAAGAAACAGAAGCAGCGUCCGUCAGAGGAGCGGCUCUGCAAUGCCGUGUCAACUUCUCAUGGCCUUGACCGCCACACUGUAUUGGAGCAGUUGGAACUGAGCGUUAAAGAUGGGACUGUUCUCAAGGUCACAAACAAGGGGCAAAACUCUUACAAGGACCCUGAUAAUCCAGGUCGAUUGGCUCUGCCAAAGGCCACAAAGACUCAAGGGCGGCCAGAGGGUUUAGAUUGGCACCGGCUUCUCAAGCGGGCAAUUGAGAGCCUGGAAGAACCAGGUGGCUCCCCACUGAAAAGUAUCGAGCGUUUCUUGAGAAAUCAGCGUGAUGUGAAUGCAUCCUUUGGGGGGAAUACUGGCACAUCAUCAGCUUUCCACCAGCAGCUACGGCUUGCAGUGAAACGGGCACUGGCCCAUGGGAGGAUUCUUAAAGAAGGAUCCCUCUAUAAGCUCAAUAUCAAGUUGUCCGAAGGAAAACAGGGGUGGGAUUCACUGGCCUCCCUGCCACCCGUUUGCCUGUUACCCCAUGAGAAGGACAAGCCUCCCUUGCCCUUCUGCUAUGUGCCCUGUUCCUGGGAGUCGUGCCAGCGAGUGGAUGGGUCUUCCUGUAGGAGGACGUGCCAGUGUAUUCUAGGAAGGAAGCUGGAUUUGCCGGUAGCCGAACCCAUUCCAAUAUGCAGUUUUUGUCUGGGAACGAAAGAGUCAAACAGAGAGAAGAAACCAGAAGAGCUUAUAUCCUGCGCAGACUGUGGGAACAGCGGUCACCCGUCCUGUUUGAAAUUUUCUCCCGAGUUGACCAUGCGUGUGAAGGCUCUUCGCUGGCAGUGCAUUGAAUGCAAGACUUGCAGCUCGUGCCGAGACCAGGGAAAAAAUGCAGAUAAUAUGUUGUUUUGUGACUCUUGUGACCGUGGGUUUCAUAUGGAGUGCUGUGAGCCCCCUCUCACAAGGAUGCCGAAAGGCAUGUGGAUAUGUCAGAUUUGCCGGCCUCGGAAAAAAGGUCGGAAGUUGCUACACAAAAAGGCUGCGCAGAUUCGACGACGUUACACUAACCCCAUUGGGCGUCCAAAGAACCGCUUAAAGAAGCAGAGUUCAGCGACAAACCCAUCGUUUGGUAAAGGCAGAGGAGGACCCGGUCGAGGCAGGAAGCGCAAGCUUUCCAUGUGCUCGACGUCCUCUGAAGAUGAUGGCAGAAGCUCCGAGGACCACAGAGAUUGUGACACAUCUGUUCCCUUCAAUAAGAAGACAAAGGGCCUUAUCGAUGGCUUAACAAAGUUUUUCACUCCAUCGCCUGAUGGACGAAAAGCACGGGCAGAAGCACUGGAUUAUUCCCUGCAACGUUCACGGAAGAGGGGGCCUCGCAAAUCUGGCCUGGCAGAUUGGGACAAUCAAGAAGGCUGGGAUAGCAAGCUGGAUGGCGAGGAUCACCCAGGAAUGAUAUUGGAAAGGGAAUUUGCGCUCUUCCAGGAUAUCCAGGAACAGGCACUGCAGAAGGUUGGAGUAAGUGGCCCUCCUGACCCGCAGGUGCGCUGCCCAUCUGUCAUCGAGUUUGGGAAAUAUGAGAUCCAGACCUGGUAUUCCUCUCCUUAUCCACAGGAGUACACAAGACUUCCUAAGCUGUACUUGUGUGAGUUCUGUCUCCGAUAUAUGAAAAGCCACACAAUGCUGCAGCAGCAUAUGAAGAAAUGCAAUUGGUUCCACCCACCUGCCAAUGAGAUUUACCGCAAGGACAACCUUUCCGUCUUUGAGGUGGAUGGAAAGGUGAACACCAUCUACUGCCAAAACCUCUGCCUUCUGGCCAAGCUCUUCCUCGACCACAAGACCCUUUAUUAUGACGUGGAACCCUUUCUCUUCUAUGUGCUGACGCAGAAUGACUCAAAAGGCUGCCAUCUUGUUGGAUAUUUCUCUAAGGAGAAGCACUGCCAGCAGAAGUACAAUGUGUCCUGCAUCAUGAUUCUUCCACAGUACCAGAGAAAAGGAUAUGGUCGCUUUCUUAUAGACUUCAGUUACCUACUUUCUAAACGAGAGGGGCAAGCAGGAUCCCCUGAAAAGCCACUUUCCGAUCUGGGCCGUCUCUCUUACAUGGCGUACUGGAAGAGUGUGGUACUUGAGUGUUUACAUCACAACCAAGAGCAUCAACUAAGCAUCAAAAGGCUCACCAAGCUGACUGGCAUCUGCCCCCAGGACAUUGCAGCCACCUUGCAGCAGCUACGUAUGCUGGAACUUCGUGGAGACCGUGUUGUGUUGGUUCGCCGGGAACAACAAAUCCAGGCACACAUGAGUCGCUUGCAGGCCCGGCCACGGGAAGUAGACGUGGAUCCAGAAGCUUUGAGGUGGACGCCAGUUAUUGUCACCAACUCUGUGGUCUCCAAUGAUGAAGAAGGGGAAUCUGAAGAAGACGGAGAGGAGGAGGAUGAAGAGGAGGAAGACGAAGAACAAAGAAGUCCUUUGAAAGACAGCAGCCAACAGGUCCUGAGAAGUAUCUCGAGAGAAUUUGAAAGAGAAACCUGUCCUGUUUUGGAAAAGGAGAAGAGCCCACCUACACUCCGUCUCUCUUCCCCAAACUCUCGUUUUGCAAACUCUCGCCAGUUCCAGGACUUGCUUCGGGACAGUUUACCUGCCAAUAGUCAGCCUCCGGGAAGAGGCCGAAGAGGGAGACGUGGGCGGAGGGGAAGAGGCUUUGGGUCUUCCAGUCGUGCUGCAGACCUAUUAAGGCUGCUUGCCAGGGAAACCCCUGGGCCUCCAAGGCGAAAUGGGGAGAGAGGUCGCUCUGGGUCAAGAAGGGGAAGACUGAAGAGGCUGGCAGAUCCAAUGCUGCGCAGAGACUUCUUAGAGCAACAGGAAAGGCUGGCUCAGCAUUUUGAUAGUGAGCACCCACAACUAAGACGUUUCAGUGAAAGCAGUGAAGAGGAGGAUGAAGAUGAAGAAGAGGAGAAUAACAGCCUACGUUCUGAUUCCCCGCCCAUCCUCACCAAGCCCACUCUCAAACGCAAGAAGCCUGGCGCACACAGAAGACGUCGGGUCCGAAGACGCAAGCAUCACCACAACAGCAGCGUAGUAACAGAGACUAUUUCUGAGACUACCCAAGUCCUAGAUGAGCCCUUCGAUGACUCUGACUCGGAGCGUCAAAUGCCAAGACUAGAGCCUGAAGAGGAGGGCAGUGACCGUGGUACUCCUUUCUCUCCCAGCUACUUCCCUUACCUCACUCCAUACCCCCUGCUGAGGCAUAAUCGACCAUUGGGCAAAAGCAGAUCAAACACAGAACAAUCCCAAGGGUCAACUGUACAGCCUCCUGUCUCUACCAUACGAUCCACAGAAGGGUCAGCCUCUUUACCAGAUUCUUCUAAUCCUGCGCCUGUCAAGAAGAAGGGUUGGCCUAAGGGUAAAAGUAGAAAACCGCUGCACUGGAAGAAACGCCCGGGACGUAAACCAGGUUUCAAAUUAAAUCGUGAGCCUCCACCGCCAGUUCCAACUAGUCCUCCUCCUGCUAGGCCUGGACGAAAGUCAAGAACCCAAGAGGAGGAAGAGCCUACCAGAGAAGAAUCUCCUGAGAGAAAGGAGCCAGAGAAGGAAAUUGUAGAACCUGUAACUGAAAAGGCUGCAGAAGAGGAUACUGUUGUGCAACCAUCCUCUCCAUCUGAGAGCAGUAGCUGUAGCGAAAGCUCAUCAAGGGAGGUUGAAAAUCAACCAGCGUCACCAGAAAUGCAGGUGCAAGCUGGAGAUGAACCUCCGGCUGUUACAGAGGAGGCUGAUCGAGGAGAAGAGGAGAGAACCCUAGAGGAAAAGCCUGAAACAGCAACUGUUUCCAAUCAGCAGGAGGACCAAGAUGCAGAUGAUGAAGAUGAGGGUGCCAAGGAGGCUGAGGAAGGGGAGGAAUUGCAGCCGGAACUAGUACCUGAAGAACCCGCACCACAGGAGCCUUGUGAAGUUAGUAGCAGUGUAGAAGACGACAAAGGGGAUGGUGCACAGGAGGCAACAGAAGGGCCUGAUCCUCCUUCCUGCUUAGAGGAGGCAGAGGAAUGUCAAGAGAAAGUAGAGGAAGAGCAGAAAGAGGAGGAAGAAGAAGAAACAGAGGAGGUUAUACCUCACACGGAGUUGGACCUGGAGACUGUGCAAGCUGUGCAGUCUCUAACCCAGGAGGAGAGCAGCGAGCGUGAUGAUGGCCCAUACGGGGACUGUGAGGAUGAGACCCUUGCAGCAUGUCAGACUUUGCAGAGUUUCACUCAGGCAGAGGAAGACCCCCAGCUAAGUUUAUCUGAAGAGUGCCAUCCUUCUGCCCACGAUAGCCCUAUUUCCUCUGUUCAUUCCCACCCCAGCCAGUCUGUGAGAUCAGCAAGCAGCCCAAGCGUUCCACAAACUUUGGAGAGUAAUGGAACUAGUGUGUACCCACAGAUUAGCCCAGAUGCGGGCUCCCUGUCUGCUCCUUCUAUACAGAACUUAGAUACCACCAGCCCCAUGAUGGAUGUUCCCUCUGUGCCCGACCAUUCUCAGCAGGUGGUGGAUAGCGGUUUCAGUGACCUCGGUAGCAUUGAGAGUACUACAGAAAACUAUGAAAACCCCAGCAGUUAUGACUCCAGCAUGGGGGCUGGCAGUAUUUCCUCACAGAGCAGCUGUUCUUAUGCUAGUAGCAGCAAUGCUAAUGGAGGAGGGGGCAUGCAAUCCACGGCCAGCUUGGCACAGAAUGGGUGUGCUGUGAAUCAGCAGAUGGCUGGCAUGGCAAGCAUGUUGCAGCCAGCCCAAGCUUGUGGCAUUAAGUCACCCCAGAGCUGUGCUUCAGAGCGACCUCCCAGCAACAAUAACCAGCCACCACCACCGCCUCCUCCCCCUCCACCAUUGCCUCCCCAGCCACCCCCACAACAGCAGCAGCCCCCAAUGUCACAGUGCAGCAUGAACAACAGCUUUGGCCCCUCACCAAUGAUCAUGGAGAUCCCAGACCAGAGCAAUGGCGGCAACCUCAGCAUCUAUCCCGGGGAUUUUGGGGCUGGUGGUUACACUCAGCCCUCUGCCACCUUUAGCCUGGCAAAACUGCAGCAGCUCACCAACACCAUCAUGGACCCUCAUACUAUGCCUUACAACCAUGCACCGGCAGUCACCUCCUAUGCAAACAGUGUGGCCCUUUCCAACGCAGGCCUUUCCCAGCUCACCUCCUCCCACCCUCUAACUGGGGCACCCCAAGCACAAGCCACCAUGACCCCCCCUCCUACCAUGAACCUCCUUCAGUGCAACAUGUCGGCGGGCAAUCUUGGCAUUCCACAUAGCCAGCGUAUUCAAAGCCAGAUGCCUGUCAAGGGGCACAUUUCCAUCCGCUCCAAAUCUGCCCCACUUCCUGCUGCACCAUCCCCUCACCAGCAGCAACUGUACGGACGCAGCACACCAGGCAUGCAGUCAUCCGCCAGAGCACUCUCCGUCCAGCGGAGCAUGAACAUGGGCGUCAACCUCAUGCCCACCUCCCCGUACAAUGUCAACACCAUGAACUCGCUCAAUGCUAUGGGCAGCUACCGCAUGUCCCAGCCCAUGGUCAACAGCUCGUAUCAUAGCAACGCAGCCUAUAUGAACCAGACAUCACAGUAUCCCAUGCAGGUUGGCAUGGGCAUGAUGGGUGCCCAGGCCUACACCCAGCAACCUAUGCAGCCGAAUCCCCAUGGAAAUAUGAUGUACACCCCUCCUCCGCACCACUCCUACAUGAAUUCCCCUGCAGUUCCCAAACAAACUCUAAACUCCCCCUAUAUGAGGAGAUGAGGGUGCCACCCCAAAAAAGCCCACCUGCCACUCACCAUUCUCGUGCAGACUAUAAAUAAGGCCUUUUAUACUGACAGGACUUUUAUCCCUCUCCCUUAUUAUCCCUUGCUGUAGAUUUAUUAUUAUAUGUUUUUUUUUAUUGUUAUUUUAUUUCCCCCGUGCAAAAAAAAAUAUAAUUUUGUUGGGGUUUUCCAGAUAUUUUUCUUUUCUGUAGAAAGGUUCUUUUAUUCACUCUAUCUCUUUCUCCAGUUUAUACAAAUGUUGGCAGGGAAAAAAAAAAUUCCCCCCUCAGUUCCAUUUUUAUUUUUUUUUUGUUUUUUUUAAAUAUAAUGGAAGCAAAAAAAAAAAAAAAAAUAUAGCAGAUAUAAAAAGCAGCUCUAGCGGGAAAAUCGCACGGAAAUAGGAAAAAAAUCUUGUUUUUAGAAAUCAAGUUUAAAAGAAAAAUAUUAAGAAAGACAAAAAAAAUAUCUAACCCUGUAGCCUUAUUGAGUCGCCAGCUGUAACCCAGCCACCGCGGCAAGCGUAUAUUUUCAACGUGCAUCCGCUCU
Molecule: messenger RNA, 6750 nt
Organism: Xenopus laevis (African clawed frog)
Lineage: Eukaryota; Metazoa; Chordata; Amphibia; Anura; Pipidae
Gene: kat6a.S
Product: K(lysine) acetyltransferase 6A S homeolog
Exons: 18
Coding region: 413-6202 (1929 amino acids)
Biological process (GO): nucleosome assembly; regulation of transcription by RNA polymerase II; regulation of DNA-templated transcription
Cellular component (GO): chromatin; MOZ/MORF histone acetyltransferase complex; nucleosome
Molecular function (GO): transcription coregulator activity; histone acetyltransferase activity; DNA binding
Source: RefSeq, a predicted model, not a curated record